AUGAGGGCAAUUGGGGCAUAUGAUCAACAAAUAUGGGAAAAAUCAGUAGAACAAAGAGAAAUCAAGGGUUUGAGAAACAAACCAAAGAAAACAGGACAUGUAAAACCAGACCUCAUAGAUGUUGAUCUUGUGCGAGGAUCUGCUUUUGCUAAAGCAAAACCCGAAAGUCCCUGGACAUCUCUGACCCGCAAAGGAAUCGUGAGAGUUGUUUUCUUUCCAUUCUUCUACAGGUGGUGGCUACAAGUGACAUCGAGAGUCAUCUUUUUCUGGCUGCUUGUUCUUUACCUUCUUCAAGUUGCUGCUGUAGUGUUAUUCUGUACAGCCCAGAGCCCACAUAAUAUACCUCUGACUGAAGUAAUUGGGCCAAUAUGGCUCAUGUUGCUACUUGGAACUGUACACUGUCAGAUUGUUUCAACACGAACCCCUAAGCCUCCUCCCAGCACAGGGGUUAAAAGAAGAAGGAAAUUAAGGAAAGCAGCACAUUUGGAAGUACAUAGGGAAGGAGAUGGCUCUAGUACCACAGAUAACACACAGGAGGGAACAGUGCAGAGCUACGGUACAAGCACCUCUUACAGUAUUGGCGCUGUCUUCAGAGAUAUCUGGCAUGCCGCUUUCUUUUUAUCAGGGUUUGUAUUUAUUCAAGGCUACAUAUGUGUGAGAUAUGCACUAUCCCUUUUCCAGAGAAGUAAACGUUAAUCUGCUGAUUAGAUAAGAACAAAAAAUAAAUUGACAAAAACUUAAUAGUAAACUCAGCUCAGUGUUUGAAUGUGCAUUAACCUCUUCCUUUUUGCCUUCUGAAAUUGUUGAUGAAACAAAUGUAGAAAUGCAAAGUAACUUUGGCUGAUUUUUAUGAUAAUUGUAGGACUACACUUUGCGAUGUGUCAGGAAUGAACUAGCUUGUUUUUUCAAUUUUAAUCCAACGAGAAAAUUUUAUAUUUUAGUUGAUUGCAUUAUUUGAUAAUUACAUGGAGAGAAUGCACAUAGGUCGCCAUCGCUGUCAUAAAAUCACACAUUUUUCUGAAGGAAAAACCUUCAGGACUCAAGCAUGGCAUUUAAUCACUGAGCCAUGAAGAUGCAUGUUCUAAUGACUGGAAGAAGCAUUUAAGCUUGAUAUAUUUCAGAGUGCUAUACAUCAGCAUUUACUAGUAAAGUUGAAUAUAUGCUUAUGAACUGGUACAAAAUGAAGAAAAGGGAUACUGCAAGUUACUACAUUGUUUUGUUCUGCAUGCUGCAUCUUAAAUAUUGCAACACUAAUGUGUCUGUUGUAUUCGUGAUUCGUGUUCUUAACCUCUGGUAAAGCUUUAUCUUGUGUUACGUUACAUUCUGGAAAUAAAAAUCUGGAAAAAUUUAAAAAAUA
Molecule: messenger RNA, 1357 nt
Organism: Meleagris gallopavo (turkey)
Lineage: Eukaryota; Metazoa; Chordata; Aves; Galliformes; Phasianidae
Source: RefSeq, a predicted model, not a curated record